UGGAAGAAGAAACUGCUGAAGAAGAGAUCAGCCGGACAGACAGACGGAGCCUUCAUGAUACUGCCCACAUAUCACACGCAUUUCCUCAACCGCACACCGCGCAACAACACCUAAAGGAAAUCCUCUUUUAUCGCCCUUCAUAGAAGCCCCCCAGUGUCAUUUAGUGAGAGAUGCCGCCAAGGACCGGACUUUUGCUGCUCGCCGUGCUCAUCGCCUCCGCGUAUGAACUGGAUCUGAACGAAUCCUACUCGCCCAGGAGAGCACGCUUCUCCCACAACAGCCCCUCGGAUGUGGCACGCUGCCUGAACAGUGCACUCCAGGUGGGCUGCGGUGCCUUCGCCUGUCUUGAAAACUCAACGUGUGACACAGAUGGCAUGCAUGACAUCUGCAAGUCCUUUCUCUACAGUGCUGCUAAAUUCGACACUCAGGGAAAGGCUUUUGUGAAAGAAAGCUUGAAGUGCAUCGCCAAUGGCAUCACUUCCAAGAUCUUUCUAACAGUCAGACGGUGUUCCACCUUCCAGAGGAUGAUAUCGGAGGUUCAAGAGGAGUGUUACAGCAAGUUGGACAUUUGUAAAGUGGCCAAAUCAAACCCAGAAGCCAUUGCGGAGGUGGCUCAGCUACCCAGCCACUUUCCCAACAGGUUUUAUGGGAAACUACUGCAGAGUCUGAUGGAGUGUGACGAUGAGACAGUGGACCUGGUGAGGGCAAAUCUGUUGACCCGAUUAGGGCCCGAGAUCACCAUGCUCUUCCAGCUUCUGCAGAACAAGCCGUGUCCGUCUGCUGCAGUUCCUACUGGAAUGGAGACUCGUGGUGGGUGGCGGUGGUCUGUCAGUCCCCAUGAAUACAAGCACCAGCCAAAUCUACGCAACAGAGAUGCCUCCAAUCUCUUUGGCAAGAAACGCAACAUUGGUGACAGCUCUUAACUUCAGACCAAUUUGCCAGUCCAAACUUAGCCAUCGAGCACACAUACACAAACGCAAAGUGAAAACACACACACAGACACACACACACACAAAAAAGCAAGACAAAACAGUGGUUUAUUUUCCAAGGCUAUACAGGGACACAUUCCUUCUCAACUGGAAAAAAAAAAGGCAUGCACCAGUGCGAAAACAUCUCGAAUGUCAAAUUCUACGUUCAUCAUUUCAUGUUCGAUGAAAAGCGUUUUGCGCGAGGGGAAAUCGGCCCGGUUUACAGACCGAUCCGCGUGUCGUCGUGAAAUCUAGCGGGAGUCAUCCAGGCCAUUAAGUAGAGAGCUCUUAGACUUAUUUCCGUGAAAAUAUCUCGAGAAACGAAAGAAGAAGAAAAAACGAUAAAUAGCCAUUUGUACAUGAAAUAUAUCUUACAGAGAUUACAGCAACGAAAAUGUAUCUGUAUAUAAACUGAAUCUAGCGUUGAUGUGAAAUAGUUGGCAUGUGUUAUAGAAAUAAGAGUGUACUAUUUAUUUAUUAACAGAUAUUUUACUACUACUACUUUAGCUAAGUUAAUCUCAAAUUGCCACUAGCCUUUUUGUGAAACUCUCCCAUUUGGCGAGAGCUAUCUUUAAAGAUCUAUGUGCAGGAAUUCAUUAAAAUACCAAAAAACGGAAGUUCACUUCAAACGCCGUAAAUCAUAAAGCAUCGAGUACAGCUACAGUAGAUGUCACACUGGACGACCAGUCGUUAUUUAUAAACCGAGUCAUGAGGCGUGCACGGGAAGGCAUUCCUUCGGCUUCGUUUCUUUCGCUUUUUCCCACAUUUUCUCGACCCUUAGAUCGUCUCUCUACUUGUGAUCUGUUCAAGUAGUACACUUCAGGAAGAGGAAAUUCAGUUCGAAGCCCUGUUAGCGCUACGUCUAAACACAUAUUUUGGCCAACUUAUUUGGACAGAUGAACAAAUUUCUCCCUGGUGAAUAUGACACGCAGAAGUGAGUUCAGACGACAAACGAAACGAAAAGAAAAAAAAAGUCUAUUUAACUGACUUAUUGAUAUUUAUUUUCUUACUAUAUUAUUUAAAUGUUUAUUUUAUUACGUUUCUGUGGGCAAUAUUAGUUCAUUCGGCAAGCAUCGGUUUACAGAUAUUGUGCUUAUUUAAUCGAUCGCUUUAUUUAGUCAUUCUGAGUUGACUGUACAAGACCCAUGUAAUGACUCUGUGCUGGUCAUGGGGGAACACGCUGGUCAUAUGAGUCAGGCGAAUGUUAUAUGGGACCACUAUAAUACAAACUUUGUCAAAAGUUUAUUGAGCAUUGCCACAUGCUGUGUAUACUUUCAGGGUUAAUCAGCUACAUAGAGUAUAUAUAUAUAUAUAUAUAUUAGCUUUAACGGAGUAACUGACAUCCAGUAUUUCAUAGCGCCGGAGGGCGAUUCGGUUCAGCCAUCGUACGGUUCGUUUGGGGCAAAGUGUUUUCCCGAGCUAUGCAAUAUACGACGUUUCGGAAAGGCCUGGGUGAGUGUCUUGUAAGUGCUUCUUGGGAAAGUUCAGAUUUGCAAGGACUGGAGGGCAGCGUUUGGCUUAGGAAUGACUGAGGAGCGAGGGCCAAAUCCAAUCAAACUACCGCAAAACCACUUUUCGACGGUCCCGUCCAAAGCAAAGAAGCCAUCUCACCACUGAGCGUUUCAACCGUUAAAAUGACCAAUCCGCAUCCCU
Pimephales promelas (fathead minnow) is the source of this 2621-nucleotide messenger RNA. It is a transcript of the gene stc1, whose product is annotated as stanniocalcin 1. NCBI's taxonomy places the organism in Eukaryota, Metazoa, Chordata, Actinopteri, Cypriniformes, Leuciscidae. The record is from RefSeq and is a predicted model, not a curated record. Gene Ontology annotation, biological process: intracellular calcium ion homeostasis. Gene Ontology annotation, cellular component: extracellular region. Gene Ontology annotation, molecular function: hormone activity.